Molecule: messenger RNA, 832 nt
Organism: Chelonus insularis
Lineage: Eukaryota; Metazoa; Arthropoda; Insecta; Hymenoptera; Braconidae
Exons: 5
Coding region: 155-760 (201 amino acids)
Cellular component (GO): lysosomal membrane
Source: RefSeq, a predicted model, not a curated record
CUGUAUAAAAGUGAUGGAAGAGAUUGCUCAGUGAAAUCUUGUCUAAUUAUUUAUUUUAAAUGAUACUAGAAAUUUAUAUUUGUAUUAUUAAUUUAUAAAAUUGAUGUUUAUUAUUAAAAUUUGUGAAUCUCAUAAAUAAUUAUUUUUCAUCAAGAUGUUGAAGUAUGGAGUAAUAACAAUAAUCAUUUGUUUAUCCUAUCUUGGAGAAUGUCAGGCCCAAUCAUAUGAUGAUAAACGUUGUAAAUGUAUUUGUCCAAGUAUUGCUUCAGUGUUAAAUACAACUAAUUCCACAAAUUCAUCAAAUAAACGCCUGAAUUUUAUUUCAAAUGUACAACCAUCACUUUGUAAUUGCGAUGGAGUGAUUUUACCAAAAAUAAAAAAUGAACUUAAUGGGCAGGAAUUAAUUUUUUGUCCACGAUGUGAGUGUAAAUAUGAAAAUCGUAACACAACAAUUAUCAAGAUAGUUGUUAUUAUAGUAAUUUGGGUCAUUUCGUUGUUAGUAAUCUACAUGUUAUUCUUAAUCUGUCUUGAACCAUUAUUAAAUAAACGCAUUCGUAAGAGCACUAGUAGUGGUGGUUAUCAAGAGCAUACAAAUGAAGAUGAUGAUACAAUUGGAUCUACCACAAUAGGAUCUUUUUCACAUCCAAUGGGUGUUAGAUCAAAUGUGUUAAAUCGUGUAGGUCAUCAACAGGACAAAUGGAAACGUCAAGUUCGUGAACAACGGCGUAAUAUUUAUGACAGACAUACAAUGCUCAAUUAAUAUCAGGCUUAUGUUAAUUUUAAAAAAUAAGCGAAGAGAAUAAAUUAAGAUUAUAUAGGUUUUAAAUAUUAA